UAUACACAUUAUACACACAGACACACACAUAUAGAUAUAGUUAUAUAUAUAUAUAUAUGUGUAAGUAGAUUCCGAGUUCCUACUCGGUCCACUCUAACAUAUCAACGCAGGUCUCCUCCACAGCAGCACACUGAGCUCUUCGCCCCAUCAUGUUGUAGGUUUCUCCGCCGAUUCAAGAAAUACACUGCUCUCUCUCUCUCUCUCUACCUUUCUCUCUAGCUUUCGACUCUCUUUCAACGGCCUCCGUUCCUCUGCUAUUGUUAAUGGUCGAAUGAGAGCAAAUGAUAAAGAUGAAGAAGGAUCAGAUUCGGAUAAUGUCUUCAAGAUCUACACCAACAAUUUGUACCAAAAUUUAGCGACGAGCUUUGAUCUGUUAACUAUGAAGCGGCCUUUGCGCCUGCUGUUGACUAUAUUGCUGCUCAUUGUGCUCGCCACCACGCUGAGCUGCCGAAUCGCUCUCCGUGGUGGUUUUCGUGCGAUUCAGUUCGAAAAUGAUGUAGUAUUGGUUGGAACACCGGUGGUGCCAGUGUUCAACAAAACGCUGCUUAAAUUAGCAGAGAUUGAUCUUGGAGAGGCGCGUUUGAAGCAAGAAAUUGAUCAUUUGAUGGAAGGGAGUUUCGGAAAUCAAGGCCGGCACCGGUCUUUUUUGUCGUCGUCGGGGAAGUACAAUCGGUAUGAUGUUCGGGUGAAGCCAACAAGGGGCUUACCUGUGCAGCUUAGAUCCCCACAAUUUUAUAGAAUUUGGUUGGAUUUUAGGAAGCAUUUACACGAUUGGUGGCGCAACAAAGGGUUCCACCCUGAUAUUAUGUCGGAGUUGGUCAAUCUGGUGAAGGUUCCAAUUGAUCAGCACAAUGGGUUAGUGGGUUCAAGGAGACGGUAUUCGAAUUGUGCAGUUGUGGGGAAUAGUGGGAUUUUGUUGAAGAGCGAGCAUGGAGAGUUGAUUAAUAGCCAUGAGGCUGUGAUUCGAUUGAACAAUGCGAGGACAACUGGUUUUGAGCCCAAAGUUGGGUCUAAAACGAGCAUUUCAUUUGUGAACAGCAAUAUAUUGCAUUUAUGUGCGCGAAGGCAAGGCUGCUUUUGCCAUCCGUAUGGAUCAACCAUUCCAAUGGUUAUGUACAUUUGCCAACCAGGGCAUUUCUUGGACUACACAUUAUGUAAUUCUUCUCACAAGGCUCCUUUGCUCGUUACAGAUCCCCGGUUUGAUGUGUUGUGCUCUCGGGUUGUGAAGUAUUACUCUUUGAAGAGAUUCACGGAGGAAAUGGAGAAGCCUCUAGAGGAAUGGGGCUCUUCUCAUGAUGGUUCUAUGUUCCAUUACUCUUCGGGUAUGCAAGCUGUUAUGCUUUCUGUAGGAAUUUGUGAUAAAGUAAGUAUUUUUGGGUUUGGGAAAUCAACUUCUGCUAAGCAUCAUUAUCAUACAAAUCAGAAGGCUGAGCUUCAUUUACAUGAUUACGAAGCAGAGUAUGAGUUUUAUCGUGAUCUGGUUGAGAGACCUCAGGCAAUACCAUUCGUCUCCAACAAGUUCAAGUUUCCUCCUGUGGUAAUAUAUCAAUGACAUUUCACACAUCUAAACCUUUUUGCUUAUAUGUGCUUGGUGAAUUGUUUUGUCCAGUUCAAAUUUGUCUAUUCAUGUUGCAACUGUGGUCUCUCAGAAAUUGUAGAAGAAUCCUGUUUCAUUAUCAAACCCUGUACUAAAAAAAGAUAGUUUGGGGUGUAUUAAAUGUAAGAUUGGAUCCGAAAAGUGCAUUAUUGAAUGCUUUUGUUGCAACUGUCUAUAUUAGCACUGGAACAUAUUUAAAGGAUAAACUUCUUGAUUUGUGUCA
Messenger RNA from Cornus florida, 1820 nucleotides. Its product is annotated as beta-1,6-galactosyltransferase GALT29A. The coding region runs from base 272 to 1552 and encodes 426 amino acids. Gene Ontology annotation, molecular function: sialyltransferase activity. The record is from RefSeq and is a predicted model, not a curated record. Lineage: Eukaryota; Viridiplantae; Streptophyta; Magnoliopsida; Cornales; Cornaceae. The transcript has 2 exons.